Molecule: messenger RNA, 909 nt
Organism: Camponotus floridanus (Florida carpenter ant)
Lineage: Eukaryota; Metazoa; Arthropoda; Insecta; Hymenoptera; Formicidae
Product: salivary glue protein Sgs-3-like
Exons: 1
Coding region: 1-909 (302 amino acids)
Source: RefSeq, a predicted model, not a curated record
AUGGACCAACGCGAAGUAUCCGACCUCUUUGGAGACAUUAGCUCCAGCUCCGAGUCUAACGCUAGCAGACCCACGCCGACCCUCACAACGCCGCCGACGCUCUCGCCCGCCACAUCGCCACCGCUUGCAACCCCGAGUCCGGGACUGCCGCGACGUCCGCCGCGCCCGGGAACAUCGGUCCAACGGUCCGACCGGACCAACCACCGGAAGGCCGUACUCCUGGCCGCACCACCGGAAAUAAAGCCACGCCAUCGCGGAAGGGUCGCCGCCCUGAUCAAGCCUCGACCUACCGCCAGCCGUCCACCGACCGCCAAGCCCAGUACCAAGGCAUCGACUUCCCGGCCGCCGACCACCGGACCGCCUACUAACCGUCCGACGACCGCCGGACCACGAACUACCCGGCUUGCGACCGCCGGGCCGCAUACAAGCCGGCCUGCGACCAUCCGGCCGCCUACUGCCCGACCUGCGGCCGCCGGGUCGUCUACCGCCCGGCCUGUGAACAUCGGACCACCUACCGCCCGGCCUGCAAACGUCGGACCGUCUACUGCCCAGUCUGCGACCGUCGGGCCACCUACUGCUCGACCUACAACCGCCGGGCCGCCUACCGCCCGGCCUGCGAACGUCGGACCACCUGCCACCCGGCCUGCGACCGCCCGGCCACCCACCGAAUCACCAGAGAUCCGGGCAUCGCCCACCAGGUCACUAAUCACCGGGGCCCCAAGAAGGGGGCCACCCAUCGCCGGGUCCAUUCCCGUCCGCCUAGGCGACGGCACUGUGGUCGAAGUCCCCGCCGGAUCGGCCAUCGUAGGGCGCAGAUAUAAGGUCCGCACCGCGUCAGGCCGAUGGGUGAUCAGGUUUCACCCGGACAGCCGCCCCCGAGCAGCCCGGCGUCUCAACGGACCACCCUAA